Molecule: messenger RNA, 1984 nt
Organism: Gracilinanus agilis (Agile Gracile Mouse Opossum)
Lineage: Eukaryota; Metazoa; Chordata; Mammalia; Didelphimorphia; Didelphidae
Product: V-type proton ATPase subunit S1-like
Exons: 1
Coding region: 1-1434 (477 amino acids)
Cellular component (GO): proton-transporting V-type ATPase complex
Source: RefSeq, a predicted model, not a curated record
AUGGCGGCGGCGAGAGCCCGGCCUGCGGCGCUUAAAGCGAUGGCCGGUGUAUCGGCGGCCCGGCUGCAGUCACUGCUGCUGGCUCUGCUGCUGGCCGCCGCCGCCGCCCCGGCCGCUGCCGCCGCGGAGCAGCAGGUGCCGAUAGUGCUCUGGUCGAGCUCCCGGGACCUGUGGGUUCCGCUGGAGAACGCCCACGAAGGGCACAUCACCACGGACGGCCAGCUGGCCGCCUACCUGGCCCCCGCCCUGGAGAGGGGCCCCCGAAACGUGCUGCUCUUCCUGCAGGAAAAGCUAAGCGUGGAAGACUUCACUGCGUACGGCGGCGUGUUUGGCAACAAGCCAGACAGCGCUUUCCCCAAUUUGGAGAACGCCCUGGAGUCGGCUCCCUCCGCCCUGGUCCUGCCCUCGGUGGCCUGGCACGCAGCCAGCAGCUUGACCUCCCUCCUGACGGGGAAGCUGGGAGCGAGUCCCCUCCACGUAGACGGGGCCACCCUGCGGGAGCUGAAGCUCAACGACACCCUCCCUGCUCUGCUACUCCUGAGGCUGCCCUACACCGCCGGCUCCGGCCUGAUGGCCCCGAAGGAAGUGCUCACCGGCAACGACGAGAUCAUUGGGCGGGUGAUGAACACCCUCCAGGCGGAAGGCGUGCCCUAUACGGCCCUACUGACUGCGGAGAGGCCUUCCCGGGCCAUUCGGGACUUGCCGAUGGUGGCCGGGGGUCUGGGGCGGCACCUCCUCGGAGAGAACGAGGAUUCGGAGCCUGGGCCACCCCCGUCCCCGCCCCUUCCGCCAGUGAGCUACAACGACCCGGAGCCUCGAAUCCUCCUCUGGGCCCAGAGUUUCACGGUGACCUACAACGACAAGUCGAGGGACCUGACCGCGCUCACCUUCGGGAACCCGGCCCUCAACCUGAGCGGCUCCAGCUGGAACAGCUCCUCUGCCCAGCUCGCCAUGACGUACCAAAACGUCUUUGGCCCCUUCCUGACCGUCAAGCUCUUCCUGAACAACCGCUUGUACCCCGUCUCGGCCCGGAGCUGGUUCACCCUGGAUCGACUGGAGAUCCACAUCAACAACUCCGUCGUUGUCUUCAAUUCGUCCCAUAUCGCAGCGCCCAGCAUCUACUCCUUCCACUGCGAGUAUGUCAGCAGCGAACGGUCCAAGAAUAGCCUCCUGGUGGCUCUGCCCGGCUCCUCGGCCUGGCACGUGACUUUCCAGGAUUUCCAGAUCCAGGCCUUCCACUUGUCCGGGGGAAACUUCUCGUACGCCAGUGACUGCGCCGGCUUCUUCUCCCCCGGCAUCUGGAUGGGGCUCGUCUCCUCCCUCAUCCUGCUCUUCGUCUUCACCUACGGGCUGCACAUGAUCCUCAACCUCCAGACCAUGGACCGCUUCGACGACCACAAGGGGAGCACGCUCUCCGUGCCCCUGACCGAGUGACCCCUGCAGCCGCCAGCGGGGCCCGCGGUGCGGGCGGAGGGGUGCUCACACCCUUGGGAAGAGCUCCCGCUACCAGUUCCCUCCCCGUGGCCCUCAGCCCGCCUUUCCUUGCUCUGUCCAUGGUAACAAAAAGCAGUUGCUGCUGUCUAGGACCCAGACCCACUCCGAGGACUGGGAGGCUGAGCUAGAAGCCCGAGGCAGCGGGAAGCUCCCCUCCCCCCAGGUGUAGCCCUUUGCUCCGUGAAUGUAUAAUAUAUAAGAAAGCCCAAAUUCCUUCUUUCCCUGGGAAGGCCCCCCCCCCUCUCCCUCCCUCCUUCCCUUCUGACCCUAUUUAUUUCCCCCAACAAGCCCUGCCCUCAGGACUAGCUACUUCUUUGUGGGUGGGAGGAGUCCCUGGAUCCUUGUGCUAGUGUAGCCCUGAGGGGUGGGGUGGGGGGUGAGCCUGAGCCUGGCCCAUCCCCGUGUUGGUCGCUUUUUGUGUCUUCCUCUCUUACUCUUUGGCUGUGAUGAGAAAUUGCAAUAAAACGGGAUGAGGCCUCAAAAAAAAAAA